AUGAGCCUGUACUCGCGGCAGGAGACGUACAGCAGACCGUCGGCUGACACGAGGAGUGUCAAGUUCAGCGAGCGAUACGUGAUGGGAAAGAGGAUAGGAGACGGAGCCUUCUCCACCGUCAAGGAAUGCAUCAGCAGGCAGGACGGCAAGAAGUACGCGGUGAAGAUCCUGGCGGAGAAGAACUCCCUCUACCACCACGAGGUCCGUAGCCCCCGCACGCGUGCUGCUGCGAACGCGUCACACCCCAACUGCGUGACUAUGGUCGACGUGUUCGAGGAGGAGCGAACGUACCUCGUCCUCGAGCUGUUGUCAGGUGGGUCUGUGCUGGACAGGAUCGUCGAGUCCGAAUUCUUCUCCGAGAAAGACGCGAUCUUGGUCACCGGCAGCAUCCUCAAGGCGUUGGAAUAUUUGCACUCACAGGGGAUUGUUCACAGAGAUAUCAAGCCAGAGAAUCUCCUCUACGUCUCCAACGAUCCUUCAUCACCUUUCUACCACACUGUCAAGGUCUCCGACUUCGGCUUCUCCAAGCACGAUUGCCAAGUCUUGAAGACCGCCUGCGGCACGCCGGAGUACAUGGCGCCGGAGGUGCUCGAGACGACGUCGUCGGGUUAUGACGAGAAGGUGGACAUGUGGUCACUGGGUAUCGUCGUGUACGUCAUGCUCAGCGGCUUCUUCCCUUUCCUCAGCAGCUCCCGUCCUGCUCUCUUCAAGAAGAUCGCAGCUGGAGAUUUCACCUUCCCCUCCCCCUACUGGGACUGCGUAUCGGACAAGGCCAAGGACUUCAUCAGCCAGGCUCUCAGGGUCAAGUCUGAGGAGAGGAUCUCAGCAUCGGCUGCCCUGCAGCAUCAGUGGAUGACUGAGGGAGUCAGCCAGUGCGAGACAAAACUGCACGGGUAA
Molecule: messenger RNA, 897 nt
Organism: Guillardia theta CCMP2712
Lineage: Eukaryota; Cryptophyceae; Pyrenomonadales; Geminigeraceae
Exons: 6
Coding region: 1-897 (298 amino acids)
Biological process (GO): protein phosphorylation
Molecular function (GO): protein kinase activity; ATP binding
Source: RefSeq, a predicted model, not a curated record